This is a messenger RNA of Momordica charantia (bitter melon), 1618 nucleotides long. Its product is annotated as aluminum-activated malate transporter 14. The record is from RefSeq and is a predicted model, not a curated record. Gene Ontology annotation, biological process: malate transport. Lineage: Eukaryota; Viridiplantae; Streptophyta; Magnoliopsida; Cucurbitales; Cucurbitaceae.
GGAUGUUUUGGCAUUAAUAUAAUAAUUAUUAUUGUUCCCAGCGACAUGUCAUAGUGCUGUGAUCUGUUGCAUGAAUUUGUGUAUAUAAAUGGAGGAUAGGAGGAUCCCAAGGCCAAGCCACAUAUCCCAUUGCAAAGCUAAGAGAGAAUUGAGAGAAGUGAGAAGAUCAUGGGGUCGGCAGUAAUCUCCAUUCAGCUUCCAGAAUUAGAUCAAGAUCAUGGACAUGGAGUUGGAGUUGAAGUAAAAGAGGAGAAGAAGAAGGUGCAGUAUUGGUGGUUGCUAUACUCGGCCAUCACUGACAGAAUAAAGAAGGUGCAAAAUAUGAGGAAAAUAAUCCACAGUGUUAAGGUUGGGAUCGCCUUGGUUGUGGUCUCACUUCUGUAUCUCCUGGAUCCUCUCUACAAGCAGGUGGGAGACAAUGCCAUGUGGGCUAUUAUGACCGUCGUUGUUGUGUUCGAGUUCUACGCUGGAGCCACGCUGAGCAAGGGCCUAAACCGAGCCUUCGGAACCAUCUUGGGUGGUGGCUUAGGCUGCUUGGCCGCAACUUUCGCCCAAGAUGUUGGUGGACUUGCCAGCGCCAUCAUCAUUGCAACUACUGUCUUUCUCUUUGGAGCGAUAGCGACGUACUCGCGGCUGGUGCCGAGCAUAAAGAAGAGAUAUGACUAUGGAGUGAUGAUAUUCAUAUUGACGUUUAAUUUGAUAGUGGUGUCUGGUAUGAGAGCAGAUAAGAUAAUGGGAUUGGCAAGGGAACGGUUGUCAACCAUUGGAAUGGGUUUUGCAGUGUGCAUCCUCAUAAGCUUGCUCAUCUUCCCCAGUUGGGCUAGUGACGAGCUUCAUCAUUCCACAGCCCACAACUUCCAUGACAUAGCCAACUCCAUUCAAGGAUGCAUGGAGGAUUACUUCAAUUCAACUGAUGAAAAGAAGAAGAAGAAGAAGAAGUCGGAUACCAGUUUCAGCAUUUGCAAAUCAAUCUUAAACUCAAAAUCAAAAGAGGAGUCACUGGCAAAUUUCGCGAAGUGGGAACCAUGGCAUGGAAAAUUUGGUAUCAACUACCCAUGGAAGAAAUAUCUGGAAAUUGGAGAGCUUGUAAGAGAGGUAGCUGCCACAGUCCUUUCAAUCAAACCUUGUCUUCAAUCACCAAGACAGGCGGCGGCGUCAUCAGGCAUGAGAGAGGCAAUGAAGGAGCCAUGUGAGACGGCUGGGUCAUCCAUAGCAUGGACUCUCAGAGAGCUUGGAGAAGGCAUCAAGAAAAUGAAAAAAUGUGAAAUAGGGGGUGUCAUACUGCCCAAAUUGAAGUCGCUUAGACAAGAACUGAGCGCUGCUUCCAAGCUAGGCCCACCGGACAAUUCUGAUGCACUUGCAACUGCUACCUUCCUCUUCUUCAUCAUGGACAUUUUGGAGAAAGUAGAAGAGCUUGCAAAAGAAGUUGAAGAGCUUCAGGACGCUGCUGGGUUUCGUACCUCUUGAGUUUUCAUCAUUUCUUCUGUAUGCUUCUAUUGGUCUUGUGCAUACAAUCACUUGCAAAAUUUUUUAUAUGCUCUUAAAAGAUACAUGUAUAUUGAAACACGGAGAAUGAUAAAGGAGUAGAAUAAGAGAUAAAGCUUUAAACUUUGCAGUC